UCCAGCUCGGAAACCAAAAACAACCAUGUGAACACAGUCCAGUGGGUGGAGGGGGAGGAGAGAUCAAUCGAAGUUGGAUUCGGACCAGGCAAGCCAACCAAGUGCAAAAGCACCCUAAGAUUAAUGGCAAUCCUUGGGAUCUUUCUAGUAAACAAAUCUCCCAAGUCACAGAAAAAAAACACCCACCAAAACACUUGAUCCUGUGAGGACAGAAGAAUCUAGAAAACACAGUCUAAUUCACCAUCAGGGACCGAGUCCAGAAAGCAUCGGAAAAAAAGAUCCUCCCUCUUACCAACUAUUGUAAUUCCUCCUGGCCUCACCAUGUUUAUAAAGGCGACUCCACAAUCUGACCCGCAUCUUCUCGCGAAAAUCACUUGUAAGAAGAAUCUACUUACAGCUCUUCUGAUAUUAUGGAGGGCCAACUACGUCACGACAAAAGAUUCAGCUACAUUCUCAGAAGCAGCCUGCCCUCCUCUAACCUGACAACCAGUUCAAUUAAUGCCACACAAGUUUUCAGUGUGUUCGAUGGGUGUGAGGAUAUGGUGGCUGGCGUUGUUUUCGACCUGGCUAUACAGUGCUUCAACAUAAUCAUAGGAAUACCUGCCAACCUCCUGGUUCUCGCAAACCUAAUAAAGACCCGAAAUGAACCUUUAACUUCUGACAUCUUCCUGGGCUGCCUGGCUUUCAUGGACGCUUACUUUGGAUUCAUGACAAUCAUAGCGUUCCUCAAUUUCUACCACUGGAGGAGCGCUAUGGGUUGGAGAGCUAUGAAGUUCUCAUACGGUGUGAAGGACACCAGUGGGCCGCUUUUACUCUCCUGCGUCUGUCUGGAUCGUUUCAUAGCCGUUAUCUUCCCCAUCGCAUUCGGACAGUUGAAGGACAUCAAGUACAGGAUCGGUUUGACCGUUGUGGUUCUGCUGCUCACUUUUGCUUACGCUUCGGCCAAAACUGUUGGUGGCAUCCACAAUUUUGAGAAGGUUUUCACUGGUGAGGUGUUGUUUGCCUUCACCUGGAUGGUGGUGUGUAACGUGGCCAUCCUCUGGGCCCUGAAACGCUCACGAGGUUCUGGUAAAGAUGAGAUGAAUCCUAUGAAAAGAAAGGCCUUUAAGAUGGUGCUUUCUAUCUUGAUCAUAAUCAUAAGCAACUAUCUCCCUCCAGUGGCUCUGUUCCCCUUUGAAGAUCAUUACCCCCAUAAGGUCUUCACUUGCUACGUGCAACCAGUAUGUUUUGCCUUCGUAAACAUCAGCAGCACUAUCCAGCCUUUAACUUACUUGUCACGCUUAGAGAAAGUACCGUUCCUGCCUGAAUCUUGUGUGGAGAAGUUAAGCUGCAAGGAAAAAAAUAACCCCUCAAAGUAAUGAUGAACAUCAGCAUAAUGAGUAGCAACUCUGUUUCCAUAGUUCUGCAGUUGAAUUGUUUAAAUAAACAAACAACUAAAUCUAUAAAACAAACUUGUUGGACAUUUACAAAUAAUUAUUUAUGGAUCUUU
Messenger RNA from Puntigrus tetrazona (Sumatra barb), 1489 nucleotides. Its product is annotated as G-protein coupled receptor 183-like. Bases 411 to 1358 code for a protein of 315 amino acids. The transcript has 3 exons. Gene Ontology annotation, cellular component: membrane. Gene Ontology annotation, molecular function: G protein-coupled receptor activity. Gene Ontology annotation, biological process: phospholipase C-activating G protein-coupled receptor signaling pathway; positive regulation of Rho protein signal transduction. The record is from RefSeq and is a predicted model, not a curated record. Lineage: Eukaryota; Metazoa; Chordata; Actinopteri; Cypriniformes; Cyprinidae.